AAAAAUUCAAAACCAAACCUCUUUUUAUAUAGCUUGAAAAAAAAUCCAUUCUUCAUCUUCCCAUCUCACAAAUCUACAAUCUUAGCUCAAAAAAUUUGACAAUUCUUCACCAUGUCUCUUUCUUCUUCAUCAUCCUUCAAAAACCCAAUUUCCGUACCCAAUGGAUCAGAUCAAAGAGGGCAUAAUCAUCUUUCUUCUGGCGAAAUCCAUGUAAUAUUUGGCCCUAUGUUCGCCGGUAAAACUACUGCUCUUCUUCGUCGGGUGAAUUCUGAAUCCAAAUUGGGCAGAAAUGUGGUGAUGAUCAAGUCAAAUAAAGAUACAAGAUAUGCAGUAGAUGCAGUCGUGACACAUGAUGGGACAAAAUUUCCAUGUUGGUCAUUGCCUGAUCUAUCAUCUUUCAAACACAGAUUUGGUCCAGAUGCCUAUGAAAAGGUGGAUGUGAUUGGCAUUGAUGAAGCUCAGUUUUUUGAUGACCUUUAUGACUUUUGCUGCAAUGCUGCUGAUAUUGAUGGGAAAACUGUAAUUGUUGCUGGCCUAGAUGGUGACUACUUAAGGAGGAAGUUUGGGUCAGUCCUUGAUAUUAUUCCAAUCGCAGAUACUGUUACAAAGUUGACAGCGAGAUGUGAAUUAUGUGGCAAACGUGCAUUUUUUACUUUGCGAAAAACAGACGAGAUGCAGAAGGAGCUUAUAGGUGGUGCUAAUAUGUAUAUGCCUGUCUGUCGACAACACUAUGUCAAUGGCAAAUCCAUUGUAGAAGCUGCAAAAAAGGUCCUCGAAUCUCAUCAAGUGCAGGUUGAAGGAGUUCCAGAGAAACCAGUAGUUGCUUAGUAACAAUUCUGGUGUGUGUGUAUAUAUAUAUUUCCAUGUGUUCAGUUUGUUUCAGUUAUCUUAUGUUUGGAAUAUUGGUUUCUGGAUCAUGUUGUUUUGCUUAGUUUGUGCUCCUUUGGAGCAAGUAAAUGUUAGAACAGAGGGAUUUAGGUAUCGUAGACUAUUACAUUACAUUACAAAUGGGAAAUACUUACUGCUUCAAGGCAAGUGACAAGUCCCUAUUGUUAAAGCUAAC
Messenger RNA from Solanum dulcamara, 1063 nucleotides. RefSeq names its product thymidine kinase-like. The record is from RefSeq and is a predicted model, not a curated record. Gene Ontology annotation, biological process: thymidine metabolic process. Gene Ontology annotation, molecular function: ATP binding; thymidine kinase activity. The transcript is spliced from 4 exons. Bases 112 to 828 code for a protein of 238 amino acids. Lineage: Eukaryota; Viridiplantae; Streptophyta; Magnoliopsida; Solanales; Solanaceae.